Messenger RNA from Podarcis muralis (Common wall lizard), 3074 nucleotides. It is a transcript of the gene GTF2IRD1, whose product is annotated as GTF2I repeat domain containing 1. Gene Ontology annotation, cellular component: nucleus. Gene Ontology annotation, molecular function: DNA-binding transcription factor activity. The record is from RefSeq and is a predicted model, not a curated record. Lineage: Eukaryota; Metazoa; Chordata; Lepidosauria; Squamata; Lacertidae.
CCCCUUCCAGUCCCCCCACCCUCCUCCUCCUCUUCCCUCCUCUCUCUCCUUCCUCCUCCUCCUCCUCCAUACAGAUUAAUUCCACCCUGCAAUCCAGGCGGGAGGAGCCGGCAGCUGGGAGAGGCUGAUCCCUGCGGUGGCUAUGGCACUGCUGGGGAAGCUGUCUGAGGGGCUUCCAAAGAACUCCAGGUCUGACCAGUGGCACUUAGUCUUCUCUCAAAAAGAUGAAGUCAUCACCAGCUUAGUAUCUGCCUUAGAUUCUAUGUGUUCAGCACUUUCUAAACUCAACGCUGAGGUUGCCUGUAUCGCGGUCCACGAUGAAAACACCUUUGUCGUCGGGACGGAAAAAGGGAGGAUCUUCAUGAACACGAGGAAGGAGGUCCAAGCGGAUUUCAAGAAGUUCUGCAGAGUCCAACAGAGGAAAGAGCAGGAUCUGGAUGGCCAGAAGAAGCCCAAGGACUUUGGCCGGACCAUUCCCCGGAUCUCCCCGGACCAGGGAUCGGAUGUUUACCUUCUCAGGAAGAUGGUGGAAGAAGUCUUUGACGUGCUUUACAGCGAGGCCUUAGGGAAGAGCAGUGUGGUGCAACUCCCCUACGAGAAGUUCUUGAAAGAGCCUGGCUCUCUGAUGGUUGCUGGGCUGCCCGACGGGCUCACCUUCAGGAGGCCCGCCGAGUACGAUGCGAAAUCACUCAUGGCCAUCUUGGAGCACAGCCACAGCAUGUGCUUCAGGCUCAAAAGACCUCCUGAGGACUCCGCCUGGGACCCCAACCCUCCUGUUGAGGCGAGCGGCCCCGUCCAAAUGUCAAAGGGGAAUCGAGAGCCAGGGCUGAACCACGUGCACGCUAAGCCGGCCAACCUAGAGGCUCUUCCUGCGGUCACUACGAACAGCUUCCUGUACGGGGUGUCACUCCCUGCGCAGAUCGCCAUGGAGAUAAAGCAGGAGGGUCCUUCCGGACGGCACGGGAUGAGCACAGCUGGCGAGAUGCUGAGGCCCCGGCUGUCAGGAGAAGCGAAGGUGCCCUCGCCACAGGAGUUCGGUGACUGCUGUGGUCCAGGACAGAAAUCUGCUCUCCCCGGCGGUCCGCUCAUCCAGAACGUACACUCCUCCAAACGCAUUCUGUUCUCCAUAGUACACGACAAAUCAGAUAAAUGGGACGGUUUUAUAAAAGAAACCGAGGAUAUCAACACCCUGAGGGAAUGUGUGCAAAUUCUGUUCAACAGCAGAUAUGCUGAAGCUUUGGGGCUCGAUCACAUGGUCCCUGUCCCGUACCGGAAAAUUGCUUGCGACCCGGAAGCAGUAGAAAUCAUCGGCAUCCCUGACAAAAUCCCAUUCAAACGGCCCUGCACCUACGGAGUCCCCAAACUCAAGCGGAUAUUGGAAGAGAGGCACAACAUCCACUUCGUCAUCAAAAGGAUGUUUGAUGAAAGGAUCUUUACAGGAAGUAAAUUUACCAAAGAUUCAACCAAGAUAGAGCCAUCCAGCCCUUCUGGGGAAAUCUCUCCUGACCCGCACAGAAUGGCGUUUCUUGAUCUAGCAGGAACUUCACAGUCCAGUCAUAGAUCUGAAAAGUGCCCCAUUUCUGGAGAAUGUGAACCAGGUACUUCAGGAGAACUGGGAGGCAUAAAACGCAUCAAGAUAGAACCGGACGAAGUGGACAUCAUUCAAAUCACCGUUCCAGAUAAAGGGCCCAGCAAUGAUUUACAACAUAAUGAGAAGCAGAUGGAGGGCAAAGGUGAGUUUGGCCCGUUGCCUGGAUACCUGACGGAUCAUCUCCUCCAGUGCAGGCCUGCAGAUGGCGUCGGUGACGUUUUAAGUCACUUGAGGAAACAAGUAGAAAUUUUGUUCAACGCUAGUUACGCUAAAGCCAUAGGAAUUUCCGAGCCUGUCAAAGUCCCGUAUUCCAAGUUCCUGAUGUACCCGGAAGAUCUCUUUGUCGUGGGCUUGCCAGACGGGAUCUUGCUCAGGCGACCAAACUGCUUCGGGAUUGCGAAACUGAAAAAGAUCCUCCAGGCAAGCAGCAGUAUCCGGUUUGUUAUCAAGAAGCCAGAACUUCUUACGGAAGCAGUGAAGGAGACAGUUUCUGAUAGCCCAGGAACAAUAGCCAGUGAGAGAGACUCUAGUGAACGUCUUGUAGAGGAACCGGUGAAAAGACCAGGAUUUCAAGAAAAUUACGACACUCGGCUUUCGAGGAUAGAUAUUGCAAACACGCUAAGGGAACAGGUUCAAGAUCUGUUCAAUAAGAAGUAUGGUGAAGCGUUGGGCAUCAAGUACCCUGUCCAGGUUCCAUACAAGCGCAUCAAGAGCAACCCGGGCUCUGUGAUCAUCGACGGGCUGCCCCCGGGGAUCCCCUUCCGGAAGCCCUGCACCUUCGGCUCCCAGAACCUGGAGAGGAUAUUAGCCGUGGCAGACAAGAUCAAGUUCACGGUAACAAGGCCUUUCCAAGGACUCAUUCCCAAGCCUGCGCCUAGACGGAUUUCCACACUGGAAAAAGCUUACGCUGCUUUGCACGACGAGGACGACGCCAACCGCUUAGGCGAGAAGGUGAUUCUCCGAGAGCAAGUGAAGGAGCUCUUCAACGAAAAAUACGGAGAAGCUCUGGGCCUGAACCGACCCGUCCUGGUGCCAUACAAGUUGAUCAGGGACACUCCGGACGCCAUCGAAGUAACCGGCCUGCCGGACGACAUUCCCUUCCGAAACCCCAACACCUACGACAUCCACCGGCUGGAGAAGAUCCUCAAAGCCAGAGAUCGUAUCCGGAUGGCGGUUACCAACCAGCUCCAGCCCUUUGCAGACCUAGGAUCUGAGGCCAAACAGCCAGAAAACGAUGGCACCAUUCCCAAACGGAAGCGGAAGAGGAUUUCGGAAGGGAAUUCUGUGUCUUCCUCUUCAUCAUCAUCUUCCUCCUCCUCUUCAAAUCUGGAGUCCACGUCAUCAACCAACCAGAUCUCACUUGUGCAAUGGCCGAUGUACAUGUUGGACUACGGAGGUCUCAACGUUCAGAUCCCAGGACCGAUGAAUUAUUGAGACCUCAUUCACUGAAUUGGAACCUCAGAUUAUAUAACACACAAACACA